CUGUACGUGAAUGUGGGAACCAUUGGGCAUGUCGAUCAUGGGAAGACUACACUGACUGCAGCUAUAACAAAGGUGCUAGCAGAAGAAGGGAAAGCUAAGGCUGUUGCCUUCGAUGAAAUUGACAAGGCCCCAGAAGAGAAAAAGAGAGGGAUUACAAUUGCAACGGCACAUGUGGAGUAUGAAACUGAUAAACGACACUAUGCACAUGUAGAUUGUCCAGGACAUGCAGAUUAUGUGAAGGUUGGUGUGCCAUCACUUGUGUGUUUUCUAAAUAAAGUUGAUGCUAUUGAUGAUCCAGAGUUGUUGGAGCUUGUGGAAAUGGAGCUCCGUGAGCUUCUUAGCUUCUACAAGUUUCCUGGGGAUGAGAUCCCUAUCACUCGGGGUUCAACUUUGUCUGCUUUACAAGUUCGCAGUCAGUGGAAGCAUCAUGAAGUCAAGGUUAAGGAAUCGAAGACCCUUCUCUUUGGCGAGAAGCCCGUCACUGUCUUUGGUGUCAGGAACCCGGAGGAGAUCCCUUGGGCCGAGACUGGAGCUGAGUUCAUUGUGGAGUCCACUGGAGUUUUCACUGACAAGGAAAAGGCUGCUGCUCACUUGAAGGGAGGUGCAAAGAAGGUCAUCAUCUCAGCCCUUAGCAAGGAUGCUCCCAUGGUUGUUGUUGGUGUCAAUGAAAAGGAAUGGAAGCCUGAUUUUGACAUCAUUUCCAAUGCUAGCUGCACCACCAACUGCCUUGCUCCCCUUGCAAAGGUUAUUAACCACCGUUCACUCCAUCGCUGGUGGGUUUGUCAGUUUAUGUGCAGGUUAAUAUAAAAAUAGAUAUGAUAUUAUGGUGAUAAUUGAUACAUGCAUGCUUUAAAAGUUUAGGUAUUCAUGGCAACAUGUUUACUGUGAACUGCAUAACUUUUCAAGGUCCAUGAUGCAUUAGAAUAAAGAAACAUUUGAUGGAAUUAUAAUUUGAUGUACUUAUAGGUUGGUUGAGAUAAACACCAUGAACAUGAAUGUGCUAUAUAUUUUCAAAUACCCUUUGAUGUGAAGUAACAAUAUGUGUGCUAUCUAAA
Alnus glutinosa is the source of this 1055-nucleotide messenger RNA. RefSeq names its product elongation factor Tu, mitochondrial-like. The annotation marks the transcript as partial. The transcript has 9 exons. Gene Ontology annotation, molecular function: GTPase activity; oxidoreductase activity, acting on the aldehyde or oxo group of donors, NAD or NADP as acceptor; NAD binding. The record is from RefSeq and is a predicted model, not a curated record. Lineage: Eukaryota; Viridiplantae; Streptophyta; Magnoliopsida; Fagales; Betulaceae.